Oppiella nova is the source of this 2949-nucleotide messenger RNA. The record is from the annotation of a GenBank genome assembly. Lineage: Eukaryota; Metazoa; Arthropoda; Arachnida; Sarcoptiformes; Oppiidae.
AUGAUACGUCAAGUCAUGAAAGUGGUGGUACAAGCGACUGAGUCCUCAUCGCCCGAAGAUAAUCACCGCAAACAGAGACCGGAUGUGACCCACAGUCAGCACUCGGAGCCCAAAGCCAGUGAUGGGACAGUACUAGUGAGACAUAUGAAUGGCAGACAACAUGUGACCGAUAGUGAGCUGCAGUCAGAGGACGAGCACUCAGACAAAGAUAAGCCGCGAGUCCUGCGCCGUGACUCUGACUCUCACGGGUCGCCUCCUCAGCGCCUGACCCCCGCUCUGCAUACCAGUGAUAGCGAUGCGAUGGGCAUCGGUGGCAAAGUGCUGGGCACUGGUAUUAUUGGUGCCAAAUAUAGCAAAACUGGAAAUGUUUACAGUUGUAAGACAUGCACCACUUAUGCCACCGAUAAGAAGGCACUCCUCUUGAAGCACAUCAAGUCAUGCCAUCCCUCGCUCCCACUGCCACCCGGACACCAGUCAUCCCUACCCCUCCCCGCCCUCCAUAACAACAACAACAUCACCACUGCUAUGACCACUACUGAUGAGAGCGAUGACAACGAGUACCACCACUCGUCCGCACCUCAGGACAGAUACUGUACUAAUUGUGACAUUCAAUUCAAUUCAUACAAGACUUAUAAGGUCCACAAAGAGCUGUACUGUGGUUCCAGACAUAACUCCAAGUAUUCGUCUCCAUCGGCACCGAUGGCCACCACAAGCGCACCGACACGUAAACGAUCUCAUAAUAGCGAAAGCGAGGGCUUCCCGACUGCCGGUGCGACCGCACACACACUCACCCCCAACACUCACCCAAACUUUCCUAAACUCAUUCAACCCCUCAAUAGUAUGCCAUUCAUUAUGCCAUCCCUGGCUACCGGAGCCGUGAGUGCCGGUGCGAACGCCGCCUCUCUUCUAAGUCAGACCGUCUAUAUCGCCAUAUCUACCAAUCCGUUGAUAUUAGUUCCCUGUGCUUACAAUCCGAGCGCCGGCGGUCUCAGUCUCCCCAACAUUACGUCAAUGGGAACGCCAUUCACAGUACCCACUGAUGUCUUGUCCGCCAAUCACUUAAUCUCUUCGCUCAACACCUCAAUGAUGGCAAACAUGAGUCCAUCGGAAGCCCACAACCAGAAGACACGACAGCCGAAGGCCACGUCUUCUCCCGUAAAGUCCAACAGCCAGUCCUCAGAGGAACUGCCCUUAGAUUUGAGUGCAAAGCAAAGCAAAGGCAGACAACAGACCACUGAAGACAACGGCUCUAAACGCUUGAAAUAUCAGAAACUGGUGGACACGGAGUCGAUGGAUGAGUGCAACACUCGGUCCACGUGUUCGCCCACACCGUUGGCCAACCCGUCGGAGUUGUCUCAACUGAUUCCGCAGACACUGACGGGUGGGUCGAGUGGUUUGCCGGCUGUGGAUGUGGUCGUGAAACAGGGGAAGAGUCGAUGCAAUGAAUGUAAUAUUGUUUUCUAUAAACACGAGAACUAUUUGGUUCACAAACGCCUGUAUUGCGCGUCCAGACGGAUGGACAGCACCGGUAGUUCACCCGAACAUAUGGCCGACGAGUCGCACAACUCGUCGCCAGAGUUGACGAACGACGCGAAGUCGACCUCCCAUUCCUUCAACGCCAACAUUCACACCUCACCCGCCCGUUCGACCACCACUUCAUCGCCCGUCCCCUCCCCUCCUAACCCACAGCCGCCUGUAUUUCAGUUCUAUUGUGUCGCCUGUGGUAUCAAAUUCACGUCACUCGACAACCUCCAGGCGCACCAAACCUACUACUGCCUCAAACGCAGUGUCAUUCCCGGCGCCGCCAACAGCACCGACACUCUGAGUGAAGGAUCGGCCGCCGACUACACACUGCCGGCCAGUAGUGAACUGAUGGCAGACUUUCAUUGCACUAAAUGUAAGGCCACUUACGUUAACGAAGAGACACUCCUAUCGCACGUGUGUUCCGAUGCCGUGCACUACAACUCGCACUCCACUCACAAACACAACUCCAGUUCCCUAUCAUCCGGUGCCCUAACGAUGCAGUGCUUCAAAUGCACGAUAUGUGGCUAUAAGGGCCAUACCCUGCGAGGGAUGCGAACCCAUGUGCGCAUCCAUUCAGACAAACUUCACGGUGUGUCCGAAGAGUCGUUCAUCGCGUGCAUCGAUGACAUCCCUAACCGCAGCGCCAGAGGAGUGGGCGGAUCGCGACGGCGCCGAAGUGUGGAACCGGUAGUCAACAACUGUGUGCCCAUUGGCUCCCAAUCGCAGGCCAGCAACGCGUCGGUCGCCUCGAGCGUCGACACCCGGCUCUCGGAGACGGAGGACACGGGAGCCGUGAGCUGUACGGACACGGAUGCGAGGGCUGAGCUGAAGAAUGGCGACAAAUCGGUGGUCAACCAGAACGAGAUGACCCACAACUGCCAGUUCUGCUACUAUUCGUCUACUUAUAAGGGGAAUGUCGUCCGACACGUGAAGCUCGUGCACAAGGAUCUCGUCCACCACUCGUCGUCCCAACACUCGCCCUCUUCGACGACAGCCUCACUGCCGGCCGACCGCGUGAAGCGGGAGUUCACCGACAACGAGGAGAACAGUCAUCAGUCGGCGCUGUCGGUCAGCGACCAUCACAGCGACGAACAAUCGGAAGAGCCGCUGAAAGCCAUACCUCUGGUCGUGUCGUCCAAGUCGUCGCCCAACAAGAAGUCGGGUUCGCCUCUGAACAACAUUUUGGUGAACUCCCAGUCCAUGCCAGUGAACCCGUCGGUGGCGGCCGUGGGGGUGGGGGUGGGGGUCGGGGCCAACAAGAAGGUCGGUCCGAAGUACUGUCGCUCGUGUGACAUAUCAUUCAACUAUUUGGCCUCUUUUAUAGCUCAUAAGAAGUAUUACUGUUCAUCACAUACUAACGAGUCGACUAACAUCCAGUCCCUCCCGACCCACGAACACACCUCCCGAGAGUUGGCUCUCAACUAA